AUGAGAUGUGGUGCUCCACUCCCAACAGCUUGUUGCUCCUAUCAAGCUCACCUGCCACCUCACCCACCAGGCACCUCGCUGCUCCCAUCUGGCCUACCUGCCACCUUUAACCACCAGGUGCGCACGCCCAUCCUGCUGUCACUGCUGCUGCCCCACCGCUGCCUCUCCUCCCCUCCGGUCGCUGUUGCUACGAAACGUGUCUUUGUUCCAUUUCCUGCUGCUACUGCCCUCGCCGCACUGGCCAUUCGUUUGUCCUGUCCGAAGCCGCGCACCUUGAACCGAUUUUUCUUUGGCUGCCGCUGCCCCCCUCCCGCUGCUGUGCUCUUGCCACCUCCCUGCAUCCGCACCUCUCUGCACAGGCGCACGCCUUGCAUUGGGCUCGCCCCAUCAGCCAUGGUCCGGAUGACUGCAGUGGCCAUGGGGCUGCCAGGGCUGCUGGUUGGCCUUGCUCUUGGCGCUGCCAUCGCCGCUAUCAGCAUGAUGCCAUUGGGCAGGGUUGACACCAACAGCCAGCAAUUCAAGCACCCUCCCAUGCUCCUCUCUGCUUCCCCACCUCAUGCCAAUGCCACUGCCACAGGCGGACACCUCUCUCUUCAGCAUGACCAUGCUCCCAACCCCCCUCUUCAAACCAGCAAGACCCUGGUCCCUCUUCUGAUGAUGUUAUACGUUGCCACUGCAACGCUCAUGGCACUGAUGUGGGGGAUGGGCGUGACCCACACGCAAGUCAGAGCAUGGGUGCAUCAGCAGGGCUUGGCUGUGACGGCUGGGCUGAUGUUUCCCCCAGUCUCCCUCCCUCGUUUUCCCCGUGCUGUGAACAAACAUCUUGCUUGUCUUGUCUCAUUCGCCUCACUUGUCUCAUUCGCCUCACUUGUCUCAUUCGCCUCACUUGUCUCAUUCGCCUCACUUGUCUCAUUCGCCUCACUUGUCUCAUUCGCCUCACUUGUCUCAUUCGCCUCACUUGUCUCAUUCGCCUCACUUGUCUCAUUCGCCUCACUUGUCUCAUUCGCCUCACUUGUCUCAUUCGCCUCACUUGUCUCAUUCGCCUCACUUGUCUCAUUCGCCUCACUUGUCUCAUUCGCCUCACUUGUCUCAUUCGCCUCACUUGUCUCAUUCGCCUCACUUGUCUCAUUCGCCUCACUUCGCCUCGCUUGUCUCAUUCGCCUCACUUGUCUCAUUCGCCUCACUUGUCUCAUUCGCCUCACUUGUCUCAUUCGCCUCACUUGUCUCAUUCGCCUCACUUGUCUCAUUCGCCUCACUUGUCUCAUUCGCCUCACUUGUCUCAUUCGCCUCACUUGUCUCAUUCGCCUCACUUGUCUCAUUCGCCUCACUUGUCUCAUUCGCCUCACUUGUCUCAUUCGCCUCACUUGUCUCAUUCGCCUCACUUGUCUCAUUCGCCUCACUUGUCUCAUUCGCCUCACUUGUCUCAUUCGCCUCGCUUGUCUCAUUCGCCUCACUUGUCUCAUUCGCCUCACUUGUCUCAUUCGCCUCACUUGUCUCAUUCGCCUCACUUGUCUCAUUCGUCUCACUUGUCUCAUUCGCCUCACUUGUCUCAUUCGCCUCACUUGUCUCAUGCGCCUCACUUCUCUCCACUCCUUUCAACCUCAUCCCACUGGCCCUUCCUCGCCCUCACCAUCCUACAGCAUCGUGGAAUCUUCUCUCUACUGCAGCAGAGCCUCGUGGCAGGUGGAGGAGAGGGGGGGAGAGAUGGCAGCAGAAUUGGCAGCAGUGAGGAAAGAGCUGGCUGAGCAGCGCGAUAGGGCUGAGAGAAGGAGAGAAGCCGAUUUGAGAGAGCUGAGGGAGGAGAUGAGGGUGAGAGAGGAUGAGAUGAGGGCGGAGUUGGCAAGGGAGAGUGAGGAGAUGAGGAGGGAGGUGCAGGAGGUGAUUUGGCCACGUGUCUUGGAGGGAUUGGCAGAGUGUGGAAAAGGAGUGACUGUUGACCUGGGAAUCAUCCAGAGUGAAGGCCAUGAGAGGACUGCUUGGGAGGUGAGUGCUGGUUUGAGUGAUUUCUUUGACAGGGCAUGCAUUUGCCUGGUACGCCAUGCAUGUGACAGGGCAUGCAUAUGA
Closterium sp. NIES-65 is the source of this 2064-nucleotide messenger RNA. The record is from the annotation of a GenBank genome assembly. NCBI's taxonomy places the organism in Eukaryota, Viridiplantae, Streptophyta, Zygnematophyceae, Desmidiales, Closteriaceae.